Thelazia callipaeda (thelaziosis nematode) is the source of this 275-nucleotide messenger RNA. NCBI's taxonomy places the organism in Eukaryota, Metazoa, Nematoda, Chromadorea, Rhabditida, Thelaziidae. The record is from the annotation of a GenBank genome assembly.
AUGAUGCAACCAAUACCUGUACCAGCGCAGUAUCUGUAUCAACCGGUAGUGGAUGAAAAUAAACCAGAUAUGCCAGUGCAAAAAAGCAAACUGAUACCAAUUCAAGCGGGAAAUGUCCCAUAUGUUAAUGAGCAAUAUAAUGAAGGCAUGCUUGCAGCUCAAAUGAGCGAUGCAGUCAAGGAUCUUCAUUACAACCAGUGUUAUGCACCCGAAAAUGUUAUAUUUUUAUUUCAUUUUUCAAACUUUAAUCAUUUUAAUAUAAUUGGAAUUUAAUA